AUGCUGGACUUCAUGGACUAUGUCCAGCAUGCCUUUCACCAAACUUCGCGCUGGAACGUCGACAACAGCUAUGCCUCCCUAACGACCACCUCGAACAACUUACUCGACUUUCGCAUACCACGAGGCAUAAGACUGCACGUAUCCUCCUUAUCAGCUCCCAACUUCGCAACAAGCUAUGUCCUGGGCACCCAAGGUGUCGUCGACGGAUCACUCAGCUUCCUGUACACAAGUCUCCCGAUCCAAGUCGCGAGUCGGAGCAGCGAUAUAUACCUCACAAGCCUAGCUCGAGGAUACAGACAUCUCCGAGAGCUGCGGAAACCGGAGCAGAAGGAGCAGAGACAGAUCGUGGAUAAGGGCGAACACGUCCAGCGCAACAAGGAUGCAUUGCUGUACGGCAGGCUGUAUCUGCCGUCGAGCACGCUGGAAGCAUUAUAUCUCCGACGACUAUCCCCAGCACGACUGCUGAGCUUACGGUGCGUCUCUGAUGCCACCUUGCCCAGUGGAGGCACGAUCCUGGCAACACUGCAGAACGACUUUGGCAAGUACAGUACAGAGUACCUCUACUCCACAGACUCUGCUCUCGUCGGCUUUCGCGGUCUGUACAACUUCGGCUACGACCCACGAUAUCCCGAUCAACAGCCAUCCUCACGCCCGCCAGCUCAUCCUUGGGAUCAUCAAAGCGGACGGCUCAGUGCCGGCGCAGAGGCAUACUUCAGCCCGCUCAACAAGAGCGGUGGUAUCAGCACUGGUUUGAGGUUCACAACUUUAUCCACCCAUACUGGCUUCCCAUACACCAUGGCACUGACUGUCAAUCCGCUCAUGGGAAAUCUGAGCUCCACCUACGCAGUCAAAGCAGGUCCCAAUGUAGCACUCUGCUCCCGCUUCGACUUCAACGUGUACAGCUACGAAAGUGACGUGGUGGUGGGGCUCGAGCUCUGGCAACGACAGCAGAGUCCCGUAAAGGUGGCAUGGGCAGCGGACCGGCUCCGGCAUGGAUGGCCGAGAAGCGGCGCAAAUGUCAAUGGCGUGUUGAAAGCGCGCAUGGACAAUCAUGGAAAGGUCGGGCUACUGUGGGAGUGCAGGGCGAAGGAGCUGCUGUUGAGUCUAGGUGCAGGCUUUGAUUUGAAACAGAGGGAGAGGAUGGUUGGGAGUGUGGGAGUUGAGGUUAGCUAUUCGAGUUAG
This is a messenger RNA of Fulvia fulva, 1182 nucleotides long. Its product is annotated as Mitochondrial distribution and morphology protein 10. The record is from RefSeq and is a predicted model, not a curated record. The transcript has a single exon. Gene Ontology annotation, biological process: establishment of mitochondrion localization; mitochondrial outer membrane translocase complex assembly; protein insertion into mitochondrial outer membrane. NCBI's taxonomy places the organism in Eukaryota, Fungi, Ascomycota, Dothideomycetes, Mycosphaerellales, Mycosphaerellaceae. Gene Ontology annotation, cellular component: ERMES complex; SAM complex. The coding region runs from base 1 to 1182 and encodes 393 amino acids.